Molecule: messenger RNA, 624 nt
Organism: Durio zibethinus
Lineage: Eukaryota; Viridiplantae; Streptophyta; Magnoliopsida; Malvales; Malvaceae
Source: RefSeq, a predicted model, not a curated record
AUGAAGGAUGAAGACAGGAUUAGUAAUUUACCUGAUACAAUUUUAUGUCACAUCUUGUCAUUCCUUUCUACAAAAGAAGUGGUUGGAAGCGCCAUUUUAUCUACCAGGUGGAGAUAUCUUUUUGCUUCAGUUUCAAAUCUAGAAGUGUUGUUUUUCUAUAAUACUAGUACUAGUAUGGACAAAUUUCGUCUGAGAUGUUGUCAAGCUGUAGAUUCUUCCAAUGUUUACGGCUGGAUAUCUGCUGCACCCUGGCGUGGGGUUCAACAUCUUGAUUUAACCAUCUCCUUUGGCAAGGAUAAGUUUAUGGCCACUCUGCCAGGUGUUAUGUUCAAUUGCGUGACAUUGGUGACUUUGAAACUGGAUAUUGAUUUCGUUUUGGAAGUUUCAAAACAUUUGAAAGACUUUUCUCCAGCUGCGUUAGUCUUGAAGAUAUGGUCAUGGAGAAAUAGAUCGACUAUUCUUCACUCCAAUUUUAAUGGCUUAAUUACCAAUUAUCGGAUAGUAAUUGAUGCCCCAUCUCUGGUGUACUUCAAAUGCACAGACAAUGUAGCAGCGGGUUAUUCAUUGGAGAAUAUGCAAUCUGUUGUCCACGCUGACAUUGAUUUUUGUUCUACAUGGAGAUGA